Messenger RNA from Salvia splendens (bonfire salvia), 1689 nucleotides. Its product is annotated as LRR receptor-like serine/threonine-protein kinase RGI2. The record is from RefSeq and is a predicted model, not a curated record. Bases 1 to 1689 code for a protein of 562 amino acids. Lineage: Eukaryota; Viridiplantae; Streptophyta; Magnoliopsida; Lamiales; Lamiaceae. Gene Ontology annotation, molecular function: protein binding. The transcript is spliced from 4 exons.
AUGGACUGCACCUUAGCCUUUGCAACCAAUACCAAUAUCGAUCGCUCUUCACUUCUUGCCUUAAAAUCUCACAUCACAUUUGAUCCUCUCAAUUUACUGAGAAAGAAUUGGACUACCGAAACAUCUGUUUGUAACUGGAUAGGAAUUACAUGUGAUCCUAUCAAUAACCGUGUCACCGAGUUGAAUAUUUCUAAUAUGCAGCUCGUAGGCACCAUUCCACCUGAAAUCGGAAAUCUUUCUUCUCUGGUUUUACUAGACAUGAAUGAGAACUCCUUCCACGGUCCGAUUCCGGCCUCCAUCUUCAACAUCUCAUCCAUACAAGUAAUAACUUUGAGAAGUAAUGCUUUGUCAAGUGAGCUACCAAUCGACAUGUGCAAGCACAGUCUUCACAACCUCAAAUUACUUCGUAUAUCUUCCACUAAGCUGUAUGGAGAAAUACCAUCGAGCUUGGGCCUAUGUUCAAACCUUGAGCUACUUUCCUUGUACAACAAUAGCCAUCAUGGAGUGGUGCCAAAAGAUAUUGGAAACUUGACACUGCUCACUCGAUUAUUCCUUGGGUUCAACAGUUUAACUGGUAAUAUUCCCAAAGAGAUUGGUUAUCUUAAUAAUUUAGAGAUGUUAAACAUGGCAUCCACUGGACUUGAUGGAUCAAUUCCAAAAGAAAUUGGAAACAUGACAUCCCUUCAGUAUAUAUACCUUGACAACAAUGCAUUAAGUGGUGCUAUUCCACAAGAGAUUGUCCAGCUUGAUAAUUUACUAGUGUUGUCCAUUGAUUCCAACAAGUUGACGGGCACUUUACCGUCGACUUUUUCUAACAUGUCUUCAGUGAAUUAUAUUUCAUUAAGUCAUAACAUGCUUAAUGGGACACUGCCAAAAGAAAUUGGCAACAUGAAAGCACUCCAAGAGUUAUACCUCAUUAACAAUAGUUUAACCGGUAUCAUUCCUGGAGAGUUGUUCACUUUUAAAAUUAGGAAUAUUGAUCUCUCCAAUAACCAUUUUGAAGGCUUCGUACCUUCCACCAUUGAAACAUCCCAUAACUUAACUUAUCUCCACUUGGCAAAUAACAGACUCUCGGGCUUUAUACCUUCCACCUUUGGAAAUCUCAUCAACCUAACAACCCUAAUGCUCUACUCCAACAACUUCAUUGGAGAGAUUCCCUCAUCCAUUUGCAAAUUGAGAUCCCUCCAAUUCCUCCAUCUAUCAGACAACAGUCUGCACGGCCCAAUACCAAAGUGUUUAGGAGAGCUGAGUAAAUCCUUGCAGGUUCUGCAUUUGAAGGGAAAUAAAUUUCAGGGCCUCAUUCCUCCAUCCUUUCCUCAGGGCUGCGCUCUCGAGUCUCUGAACCUCAACAGCAAUAACCUAAAAGGAACACUUCCACAAACCCUAGGAAAUUGUGGGAAGCUGCAAGUUCUUGAUGUCGGAAGCAAUGCGAUACAAGAUGGUUUUCCCUUUUGGAUGGAAGAUCUCGUUGAUCUCCGAGUCCUUGUUUUGAGAGAUAACAGAUUCAACGGUAGGAUGCUUCUACCCAUUGCUUAUGGUGAGAUAAGUAGUGAUGCUCCAUUUGUGAAGUUGCAAGUGUUUGAUAUAUCUCAGAAUGAAUUCAGUGGACCCCUUCCAACUAGAUAUUUAACCACCUUCCCAGCCAUGAUGAAUGCCAAGGAAGAUUUUUCAGAAGAGAGUAACUGUUGA